AUGGAGGACAGUCUUUUGGUUGAGAAGCCGAACUUUGAGGGUCAACAAAAGCACAAGCCUUGGACCCUAUGCGAAGUUAGCAUAGGUUGGCAGCUGCCCCCAGCUUUCAUGUUGCAGCAUGCCGAAAUACAGCAAAAACAUCAUGAUGUUGCGGAAAACUGCCCUGAACACACCUACCCACCAUCUGACAUUCUUCUGUCCUUGGGGCCCGGCACCAGUCGCGGGCUCUGCGGCGCGGAGCCACAGCGCUCCCCGCGCGGGGAGAGGGAGGCCGGGGACGCCGGGGACGGCGCCGGGGACGGCGCCGGGGACAGCGCCAGGGGAGGCCGGCGGCGUGGGGAAAGCUGCGAGGGCCGAGAAUGA
Molecule: messenger RNA, 363 nt
Organism: Symbiodinium natans
Lineage: Eukaryota; Dinophyceae; Suessiales; Symbiodiniaceae
Source: the annotation of a GenBank genome assembly